AUGAGAUUCCUGGAUGGCUGGGGCCAAGCUGUGGCACUUAAUCACCAAAAACAAGAAAAUCCUGAUCUUCAGACAAGCAUUCAGCCUUUACAUCUUUUGGUCUUCAUGGCUACCAUGGCAGAACAUACAUCCAAUUGUUGUAUUGAUGAUGUCAUUCAUGACAAAAUAAGGACAUUGGAAGAGUCAUACCUGUAGGUUCAGUUCUGUACAACACAGUGCGGAGGAAAGAUGUUUUUUAGUAAACUGUGCUUAUUUUCUUUCCUCCCACCAUUGGAAGUUAAAACUAAGUUUUAUAAUUCAGAGAUGAGUGACUUAUUUCUUGAAGUCCAAAUUCAGAAUGUUUCAUCUUCAACUGUCUUUAUACAAAAGGUUUCUUUAAAACCACCUGAAAUGUACACUGGGGCAGAAUUAAAUACAGUCAAUUGGGCUGGUGAAGAUGAGUGUACCUUUGGAACAAGAACAUUUUUGCAGUCAAUGGAAGGACGCCAGUAUUUAUACUACCUUAAGCUUAAACCAGAAUUUUCAGAGAAAGCUGGUAUCAUUAGGGGCCUAACAGAAAUGGGAACAUUGGAUAUAGUGUGGAAGAGAAAUCUAGGUGAAAUGGCAAUGCUACAGACAAUCCAGCUUGAAAGAAAGGCUCCACGUUACGGAAACAUGAGGCUGUCUUUGGAAACAAUCCCAGAUACUGUAAUUCUAGAAGAGCCUUUUCAUAUUAUCUGUAAGAUAACAAACUGCAGUAAUAGGAAAAUGAAAUUGGUUUUGAGGAUGUGUGAUACAGAUUCUAUUCGUUGGUGUGGAAGUUCAGGAAAGUAUCUUGGAAAGCUGCCCCCAAGUUCAUCUCUCUGCUUCACCCUGACACUACUGUCCUUAAAACUGGGCCUGCAAGUUGUCUCUGGCCUACAGAUAACAGACAAAGUAUUAAAAAAAACAUAUGUCUGUGAUGACCUUGCAAAGGUCUAUGUAAUACCUUCCAUAGUUAACAUGAGAAACUGA
Neomonachus schauinslandi (Hawaiian monk seal) is the source of this 993-nucleotide messenger RNA. Its product is annotated as trafficking protein particle complex subunit 13-like. The record is from RefSeq and is a predicted model, not a curated record. NCBI's taxonomy places the organism in Eukaryota, Metazoa, Chordata, Mammalia, Carnivora, Phocidae. Gene Ontology annotation, cellular component: TRAPPIII protein complex. The transcript is spliced from 2 exons.